This is a messenger RNA of Monosiga brevicollis MX1, 2859 nucleotides long. RefSeq lists its product as uncharacterized. NCBI's taxonomy places the organism in Eukaryota, Choanoflagellata, Craspedida, Salpingoecidae. Bases 1 to 1038 code for a protein of 345 amino acids. The record is from RefSeq and is a predicted model, not a curated record. The transcript has 5 exons.
AUGGCUUACUGCACCGAGGACAUCAAACUGCGGGAGGAGUAUGCGAGCACCGCUUAUCCCUUGGAUCGCGCGGUGAUCCAUUCUAUUCAGCACGAGGCUUAUGAGCGGCUUGAGCGCGUUGAAGCCAUCCUGCGCCACAUCAUGGAGGUGGCCGUGGUGCGCAAUCAGCGCAAAAACUUUCUGAACAUUCGCCUGCGUCGUGACUACGUGACGUUGCUGCACCAUGUGCAGGCCAAUGAGGUAUUUUUCUGUUUUUUCCUGCCGGACAAGCUGGAGCCAUUUAUCACCAUCACCGCACUGCAUGUGGAUCAAGGCAAACUGGUCUCGCUCGAUGCCAGCCAAGUGGAUGCGCUGGAGGCCGCCUUGAACGAGUUUCGUACACGUUUUGGCAUCUCUGGAGAAUCCUAUCACUACACCGGGCUGGUGGAACGGGAAGAGACGGAGCGCUUUGCCCGCGGUGGUGGCGUUGGUGGCGGUGGUAGCCGCAAGGCCCACUCCAAGCACUUUCAUCUCAAGAUGCGUGUCAGCUCGCAGAUGUGCCGUGACCGCCUCCCAGCCCUCCGUCUCUUCAAUCUAGCACGCGCUCGCGAGGUCAUUGAACCCGUCCGCUAUGCGUUUGGUCGUGAGACCAUAUCCCGCGCCGACCAACCCCGCGCCUGUCCUGGUUACCACAGCUGUCCCUCACCAUCAACAACAACAACAGCAACUAAACAAAAGAAAAACAACAAGAGCGAUGUUCAAGUGCACAUCUCUCUCAAACGCUCUCUCUCCUCUCUCUCAAGCUCUCUCUCUCUCUCUCAAGCUCUCUCUCUCUCUGUCUCUGUCUCUCUCUGUCUCUCUCUGUCUCUCUCUGUCUCUCUCUGUCUCUCUCUCUGUCUCUCUCUCUGUCUCUCUCUCUGUCUCUCUCUCUCUCUCUCUGCCUCUCUCUCUGAGAUUUUGACUUUGCCAGGUUUUGAUUUAUUUUCCAGUUUUGCCGCCUUGACCUGUAGACCCGUGUGCUUGGAGGCUGCCCCUCUGUUCUUCUGCUUCAUUCAGUGAUCACCCGAAUUCAAUUUACCUGCAAGACAGCACCAUGGGUUGCGGAGGUAGCAAAGCUGCUGAAGUCAAAGUGGCACCGGGCAAGGCCCCGGAUGCUGCACCUACGACCGUCCAAGUCGCAGCGUCUCAAAAUCCGGAAGAGGUUCCCAAGCCGACUACGAAUGGCAGCAACAACAAUAACAACGACAGUAAAAAUGAUGGCAUGCUGACGGAAGACACGCCAGGAGCCGAGGCCGUAGCAGCACAAGGAAAUAACACCGACAUUGACUUGGAAGUUGCGGGUUCGGGUGUUAAGAAGUCGGAUGGUGACGACGGUGAUGACGAUUCACUUCGCAUGAUGUCGGCCACCAGCACCCGCAGCGCUCCAUCCAUCAUGCAAAGGCCCAGCUCCCGCGGCGGCUCGGCUUUUGAAAUUCAGUGGGACGAUGGCAACCAAGCACGAGUGCCGCGCCGUUUGGAACAGUUGCAUCACUCCUCCAAGCGCCGCAAGCAGGAUAUGACCCUGGAUCAGCUUCAAAAGAAGCUUGAGGCGGCAGAAAAGCGCAAAGCCGAGUACGAGAACCGGAUCAAGGCCAAAAUGGCCGCCGAAACAUCCAAGGCGACCGGUGUGGCCGAAGAUCGUAAAAACCGUGACCUAGAGAAUAAGGUUGUCGAAGCCGAGGACCGGGCCGAAGAGAACCGUGAGCAGCACUUCAAGCAGCUACGUGAGCGGUUACGCGAGAAGGAGGAACACGCCCGACGGGUUCGCGAAAAGAAGCGGGCUCUUGAAAACCAGCAAGACCAAUGAAGCACUUGCCUUCUAGCCCAUGGCCAGGCGCAGAUGGACCAGACUUGAUGUGAUGUUCCGUUUGGUGUAUUUCGCUUGGUGCUGUCAAGCUUGUUGUUCUUUUUUGACUUAUUUUUUUUUUUCCUUUCUCACGCCUUUGAGCGUUGAGCUGUUGUUGCGGCACGCUAGUGUUUUUCUCACCCCGCCCACCGCCUUGCAUUGGCCUCUCGUUGAGCGAGACUCUGCUGUUUUUGCUGCUGCGUGCGGUGGGCUUGAAUGUUUCUGUUUGCUCUUGUUUCUUGGUCCACCUUUACUCUCUGUUCGGAACAAGGACCUGCUACCAUGUUUUCUGUUCGUUCGAUCGCUCCCUCACCCUAAGACUGGCAAAGCUGGGCCUUGCCACCAUGUAGAACAACCGAGUGCCUGUUUGUUCUGACUCCUGUCUUCUAUCCUUCUCCUCCCUGUUACUCGUAUCACACCUCAAUUCUCUCCUACGACUUGCCGACGCUGCCCAGUCGACUGAGGCCAAGUAUUUUUUUUCUCUUUUUCGCCAAGGGCGAAUCGACAUUUGACUCGACUUGUGGCUGAAGAAUGCUCAUCCAGCGCACACGCGUUCAAAGAAAAGGCUCAGCAGAUGGGAAGACAAAAAGCUACAGUGCAUGUCUCAGUUUCAACUCGAGAUGCAUCAAGAGUAGACGGCAUUUACGGACACAAUCAGAAGAAGUACAAGGACAACAGCAUAUAAAAAAAAAACGAAGACGGUUUCUAUCGAGGCAACAUGGACCAGUAGAGCUAGCUAAGGAAAGGGUUGGAAAACCUAUACCGCAUGCAGCGUCUCCGAGUCCGUCACGGUGUUUUGGUCCACCAGUGACAGCGGGUUAUCAAACGAUGUCGAUGUCUUGGAGCGAGGAGACUUGCAAUAGAAUGCAAGGGCCACAAUAAUGGCCAAGAUGAUGAAACAACAAACAAUGACAAGACCCAGCUCGCCAGAAGAGAGAUGAUGACUGCGACCCGCCUGGCUCUCCUUGAAGAUCUCCACGGACGAGUGGACGGGG